This is a messenger RNA of Rhopalosiphum padi (bird cherry-oat aphid), 777 nucleotides long. RefSeq lists its product as uncharacterized. The coding region runs from base 1 to 777 and encodes 258 amino acids. Lineage: Eukaryota; Metazoa; Arthropoda; Insecta; Hemiptera; Aphididae. The transcript has 5 exons. The record is from RefSeq and is a predicted model, not a curated record. Gene Ontology annotation, biological process: mitotic spindle assembly. Gene Ontology annotation, cellular component: cytoplasmic microtubule; microtubule organizing center; mitotic spindle. Gene Ontology annotation, molecular function: microtubule binding.
AUGGAUACUAUUAUUGGUUGUGUAACAGACUUAUUGCCAGAAAAAUCACCACUUGAUAAUCCAAAAGAAGUUAUCAAAUCAGUACAAACUCGUUUGAAAAAUACUAAUUCAGAAGAACACAUUAGAGCAAUUUCUGAUGCGGUGCAGGUAGCACGAAAUCACCAGAAAUUAUUAAAACCACAUAUAAACUUGAUUAACCAAAAAAUUGUCCAAUUUCUUAACAGUCAACGAAUUUUAUAUGUCCGAUUAGCGUGUCAGUCAGCUGGCGAACUUUUUAGGACAAUGCGGUGUACAGAUCGACCAUUAUUUGAUAGCAUUGUUACUGGACUUAUGAACCGUACAGCGGAUAAAAAUCAAAACAUCCGUAUUGAUGCGAAUUGGGCACUUGAUAAAAUGGUGAUCAGUAUCCCACCAUUAUAUUCCAUAAGUUCAAUAGCUAACUGUAGUCAACACAAAAAUCCGGCUGUUAAAAUAGCACAGUUGCGACUGAUGCAUUGUGUUACUGUAAUUGCAGAUCCAAUUAAAAUAUUAAGUGGAAUAACCGGACUAAAAAAAGCUAGACAAUUAAUUCUUAAAAAUUGUGUAGCUACAAUAGAAGAUGCAAAUGCAGAAAUCAGGUUUCUGUCAAAAAAGCUCAUGCAACUUUUAAAAAGUACUUGUUAUGAAAGUUUCUGCUCUUCAUUAGUUCAAGAUAUUAGUUGGGAUGAAUUGAAAAUUGCUGAAAAGAAUUUAAAUAUGGAAGAUUUAGCUGAUAUUUUGAAGAAAAAUAUUAAAUGA